Messenger RNA from Aspergillus calidoustus, 393 nucleotides. NCBI's taxonomy places the organism in Eukaryota, Fungi, Ascomycota, Eurotiomycetes, Eurotiales, Aspergillaceae. The record is from the annotation of a GenBank genome assembly.
AUGAUUAUCCCCAGUAAACUAACAUCUUUCUAUUUGCUAUUGGUGACGAUAAGUCUAUUGAUGGAGGUUCCGACGAUAACUGCAAAGGCAAGGGCAAGAUCAAUGAAGUCCUUGAUCCCGCUGCUAUUGAGGAGUGGAAGGCAGCCGCUGAGAAUGAGGGCCUCAAUGUUGGUGACCCUGUCCAUUGGAGAAAAUGACAGUGCCCAAGGGUGUAAUCUCCUUUGGCAAUUGGGCCACCAUAGUUUAAACCACGGAAGGAAGCAGAAGAAGCAGAAGAAGCAGAAGAAGCAGAAGAAGCAGAAGAAGCAGAAGAAGCAGAAGAAGCAGAAGAAGCAGAAGAAGCAGAAGAAGCAGAAGAAGCAGAAGAAACAGAAAACACAGCAGCUGCCAUAG